CUUUUCUAUGUCUCUCUGGAAGCAGACGGCCGCGCCUUGACCAUGUGCAACAGGAACGAGAACAGCAAUAGGAAGUGUCUAACCUGGAUUCCGUCCUUCCAUCCCGUCUGUUGCGUUUUGUGGUUCACGAUCGGGUUCUCGAUCUUCACGACGAGUUUAUUGGCCGGAUCCAUGCUCACCGAGCGGUGGGAGAUCAUCACGUUUCACCGCGAAACCGUGAACGGCUUGGCUCGUUCGUAUAAUCUCUCCUCCAGCCUCCGAUGGGUCCUGGACGGCAAAGUGGGGAUUCUUCGCCUUCGGAAUACUUCUUUUUUCUUCGUCCCGAUGAACGGGGGUGUUUGGACCCUAUGCUCCGAUCUCGACGAGGAGGAGAAGAAAGUGCUUUGGAAGGAGGGCUGGAUGAAUGCUGACAGAUGCGUCAAUUAUCUUCACCCGGAUCACAGGCUCAAAGAUGAACAUCGCACGGAUCGAGUGAAGCGUCUGCAGAACCUGAGCAUCUCAUGUGCCCUGGUCUGUUUGAUCCUCCUCGGGGCAUCCGGAGUCGUCGGGGGAUUCGGCAUCCUCAGGCAGGGGAACCCCGCCAUCCUCAUAACUGGCAUCAUGUACCUCCUGACCGGGGGAUUCGCCGUGUCGACGUUGGGGAUGAUGAGCGUGAAGCGUUUGGGAAAGUUCGACUGCGGAUACCUGGACGAACAAGUGCCAGCCGCUUUCUACGACUCGCGACUCUUCGCCCUCGGGUGGAGUUAUCAUCUGGCCUGGUUCGGCGUCGCUCUCUGCCUUUCCACUGCUCUCCUCUGGUUCCUCCUCGCUCGCAUCGCCCGACUCACCACUUUCUCCAUCAUAACCUAAUCCCUUCCUCCUUCAAUUUUUUACGCUACUUGAAAGAAGGCCUUCUCCAGCCACUCCCUGAAAGAGGCGUCCCAAG
This is a messenger RNA of Darwinula stevensoni, 925 nucleotides long. The record is from the annotation of a GenBank genome assembly. Lineage: Eukaryota; Metazoa; Arthropoda; Ostracoda; Podocopida; Darwinulidae.